Ruditapes philippinarum (Manila clam) is the source of this 3708-nucleotide messenger RNA. RefSeq names its product leucine-rich repeat protein SHOC-2-like. The coding region runs from base 257 to 2575 and encodes 772 amino acids. The transcript is spliced from 4 exons. The record is from RefSeq and is a predicted model, not a curated record. Gene Ontology annotation, molecular function: protein binding. Lineage: Eukaryota; Metazoa; Mollusca; Bivalvia; Venerida; Veneridae.
ACCUCCCCUGUCGUUAAGGCCGCUACAUUACAUGUAUACUUUUAGAAGUUUAUAUUAUCUUAGUAUAGUCGUUAAAAUUCCGAUUAUUUUAGUUUACUUUCACGACGGAUAUUAUUUGUAUUGACAAACUAUUGAGAAUGAACUGUUUACCGCGGAUAAAUGACGGAUAGCUGACUGUUUAGUGCGAAAAACAAACAUUAAACCUAAUAUUUGAGGAGUAUCAAUUUAUAAAGGUGACAAAAAGCGUUAAGCGACCAUGAGCAACAAGAAAAAAGAAGACGAAGUGAUACCUGCCAUGGGCCCGGGGAGUAAGAUAAGCGCUUUAGCCGCGCCCCUGCGACGUUUCAUGAUACGACAGGGUAAAGCUGUUAUCAUGAAUUUUUCCACAGCUAGUAUGAAGACAUUGCCUUUAGAGAUAUGGGCCAAUGAAGAGAUACAACAGAACGCGGUGGAACUGAGAGCGGAGAGCAACAGAUUGAAGAAGCUGCCCAAACAAGUCUCCGAUCUUGAAGCGUUAGAAACACUAACCGUACAGAACAACGCUCUGGGUGCACUUCCGGCCACCAUUUUCAAAAUGAAGAACUUGAUUACUUUAAACGCCGAAAACAACAGCAUAAAAAGUAUCCCGGCUUCUAUAAAUAAAGCGCCUGUUAUAAAAUAUCUACAUCUGUCGAACAAUAAGAUUAAAGCUCUCCCGAAAACAAUCAACAAAUCAACAACCCUGGAGCUUGUCGACGUAUCACACAACGUCAUCCGCUCAGUGAAGAAGAACAUCUAUGAGCUGAAGGCUAAACUUGUUCUAACCCAUAACAGACUCGGUGAGCUUCCGGAUGCCUCCGUAAAGAGUCCAUGUCUACGGGUUUUAGACGUGUCCCAUAACCAGAUAGCCCAUAUACCAGACAACAUUAACAAUGUUGUGACCUUGACCUGGCUUGACCUUUCACACAAUGACCUUGAAGACUUGCCACGGGAACUAGGGCUACUGAAGUAUCUUCACUCACUGAACGUCAGCCAUAACAAGAUCGUGUCUUUACCCGACGAGGUAACCACGUUGGAGUAUGCGCUGACUUAUCUACGAGCCGGGCACAAUCAAAUUAAAAACCUGCCGGAGGACAUUCAUAAACUACAACGGUUGCAAGUUUUAUCAAUGUGUGACAACCAAAUAGAGCAAGUCCCUGGCAAAUUUUACGAACUCAAAGUCGUCAAGGAUCUUGACCUGUCCGGAAAUAAAUUGUCCACAGCUAAUGGAAUGAGUCGGUUGAAAACUGUGGAAACGCUUAAUCUUUCCAACAACGGCCUCACGGAGCUUCCGGAAGAUAUCAACCAGCUCAAAUCCUUGGUUACCUUGGAUAUUUCCUUAAACCAGAUAAAACAGUUACCGGAUACAUUGAACAAAAUCCCUACCCUGAAGACGCUUAAUGUGGCCGACAAUCGUCUGAGUCAGAUACCGGAAAUGCUUGGUGAGAACCAGCUGCUUACGUCUUUGGAUGUAAGCAAUAAUCGUAUCCAAGGACUUCCGCAAGACAUGAAACGUCUGCGGAGCUUAGAGACAUUGAAAGUUGCAGGGAACCAAAUAUCAGCGUUACCAAAAUCUUUAGAUUCUUUGAGAUUUCUAUUCACUUUGGACGUUUCUAAGAACGCUCUUACUGACUUUAUCAUGCCAAAAACAUUAACAAGUAUAAGUAUCGCCGGCAACCCACUCUUCCUCCCCUCACAGGACCCAAAAUCUGUAAUCACUGUGCUCGGAGAGCGGGAUUACGCCGCCAACAUGGUCUUUCUUGAUGCAUCUAGUUUAAAACUAGACGAGGUCCCGUUAAGUCUCUGCCACAUGAAAAUGCUUAAAACACUCAAGUUAGCUCACAACGUGAUUAAAGAAAUUCCUGAAGAGUUGACUAAACUCAGAGCUAUUGAAAACCUUGACCUUAGUGACAACGAUAUUGGCGCAUUGCCCGAUGAAAUCCGAAACAUGCAAAACUUACGUGUUCUGGACAUUUCACAGAACAGAUUAAGCGAGUUCUGUGAAGGACUGACACAGCUGCAUAACCUUGAACGGCUUAAUAUUAGCUUUAACAACCUUGUUGAACUUCCGGAGAACUUCGGCGAGCUCCACAAGCUUAUCUGGUUAGAUAUCAGUAAUAAUGAGCUAAUGAUGCUACCGGAAGACCGCUGGGAUGUCCUCGCCUCAAUGCUGGAAUUAAACAUCUCAAAGAAUCACGUGCACACCGUACCAAUGGAUCUACCAUACCUGUACAGAAUCAAAGUACUGAAGGCACAAACCAACGACCUUACAGCUAUACCGUCAGAUAUCGUGAAGAUGACAAGUUUGGAGGUGUUGGACUUAAAGGACAACUUACUUGAGACGCUGCCGGACUCGGUGUGCAAACUUCCGGCACUGAUGGAACUAGACGUUUCAGACAACAAGUUGAAGUCUUUCCCUGGCAAGUUGGAACAGCUUAAACAGAGGUGUACUAUCAGUACAGAUAAUCAGUCCUCAUACAAACAGAGAGACCCUCCAGACUUCCUUAAGGCAGGCGAGGCUCAGACACAAAACAAGGAAGAAAAGAAGGAGGAAUAAGACUAGACCGGAUAUCCGUUUAGUAUACAACUGUUCUGAAAAUAUGAAGCUGUUGACGUAACGGUCGGUCAGCGACAUAAAACUUUACGUAACUGCAUGGUGACGCAAAUGAUAAGUAAUGAUCCAAAAGGACAUACACUUCUGUGAACAAAGUCGGCAUUGGUAAAUUACUCUGAAGACGUUUUUUUUUGUUGCGUUGUAAAUGACGUAAUGUCUUGUAUAUCGGACAUUGUGAUACAAAUGUCACGGAUGAAAUUAUUUUAUAAGUUAACAUUUAUUUGUUUCAUAGAUAGUUUUCUUUUAUCAAAAGCAUGCAUAAUGUUUUGUUAAUCACAUUAUUUCUACGUGCAUAAUAAUUAACUACUUUUUUUUGCUGCACUUUUAUUCACAUAUUGGCCAACGAUACGUUCUAUCCGCAUUUCUUAAGUCUUUUAAUAAUUCAAUAUGUGGUAUUUUAUACCAUACGUAAGUAGUACAUAAUACUGUACAAAUAGAGAGGGAGAGUGGGACAAAACAAAUCUUCUAGGAAAACCGAUUCGUUCUUCAAAUGUUACAAAGUAAACAUUAUUACGAUACGUUAUUAAGAAUUCCUAAAACCAAGAAAUUAGUGCUGAUUCUUUCUUAAGAUAUUCUACAGGUUAAAAAUAAGUCAAUAAAUUGUUGUCAAAUCAUGGUACAUGUAUGUCAAUGUCAUUUUUUACAAGAUGUUGUAUAUAGGAGGCAUGCAUUGUACAUUGUUAUAUUGUUAAAAGCUGUCUCGAGUAAUGGUGCAAUAAUAAUCACGUGAUGUACGAGAUAUAAGAUGUAAAGCAUGCAUAAUGAUAGCUUCUUAGUGCUGGUAUACAUGAAUAUCUAGGUAAAACAAUAAACCAAAGAUAGUCGCAGUAUUUAUAAAUAGGUCAAAGGUUAUAGGAUAGAUUACUUCCGUCUAAAAAGUAGAUGUAAAAUAGAAUAUAUCUGUGGCAAUUUUUGUUGAUGUUUUCUUUAACUGUAUUGGUCCUUUCUUUAGAAAGAUACCAGGUGACAGCUUUUAUAACAUAUAUUUUUCUUGUUUUAAUGUGCAUUUUUAUGUAAUGUAUUGUUUUUAUUAUUUAUAUCAUUUUAUCGUCUAAAUAAAGAUUACUUUAAGCAAA